CACUAAGAAGUCUAAAAUUAAAUCAGCAUUACCUCACCAUCAUCAUCGACAUCGAAUCGACAAACCCCAGAAGGGGAACUGAAGAAAGGACGACUCGAUUGAAGAAAGAUUAUAGUAGUAGUAGCAGUGUCAAUUUACCAUGGCAAAGCCACUGGGUUCUACUGGAGAGUUCUUCAGGAGAAGGGAUGAAUGGAGGAAGCAUCCGAUGCUGACUAACCAGUUCCGCCAUGCCACUCCUGGCCUCGGCAUCGCUCUCGUGGCCUUCGGGAUUUACCUCGUCGGCGAAGCUGCUUACAACAAGAUCUACGCCCCUUCUCAUUCUCACUCUCACGCCUCAUCCUCUGCUGCCGGUUCUCAUUCUCACUGAGAAUAGUCAGUGUGAGAGAUUGUUUAGCUUUGAAUCUUGCGCGUGCAGGUGAUGCUUGAUGAAAGGCAGCGGCAUUCAGUAUUCAUUAUGUUUGUUUUGAACUGAACUUUCUGUCGUCAACAAUAAUUGUAUCAAGUGUUACUGUAUUGCAACUUUAUGCUUAUAACAACUUUGAUUCUGGUUUUUGUAACAUUUGUCUGUUAUAAUGCCUUUAUUUUCUAG
This is a messenger RNA of Coffea eugenioides, 589 nucleotides long. Its product is annotated as NADH dehydrogenase [ubiquinone] 1 beta subcomplex subunit 3-B-like. Lineage: Eukaryota; Viridiplantae; Streptophyta; Magnoliopsida; Gentianales; Rubiaceae. Gene Ontology annotation, biological process: electron transport chain; mitochondrial respiratory chain complex I assembly. The coding region runs from base 140 to 367 and encodes 75 amino acids. The transcript has 2 exons. Gene Ontology annotation, cellular component: mitochondrion. The record is from RefSeq and is a predicted model, not a curated record.